Diorhabda carinulata is the source of this 705-nucleotide messenger RNA. It is a transcript of the gene Bin1, whose product is annotated as histone deacetylase complex subunit SAP18. The record is from RefSeq and is a predicted model, not a curated record. Gene Ontology annotation, molecular function: transcription corepressor activity; transcription factor binding. Gene Ontology annotation, cellular component: nucleus. Gene Ontology annotation, biological process: negative regulation of DNA-templated transcription. The coding region runs from base 93 to 563 and encodes 156 amino acids. The transcript is spliced from 2 exons. Lineage: Eukaryota; Metazoa; Arthropoda; Insecta; Coleoptera; Chrysomelidae.
UUUCUUAUAAAAAAGAAGAAGAAAAUUCACUGAAAAUUUGUGUUUAUGAAACUUAUUGCUAACUAUAGUUUUAAUUUAUUAUUAUCUGGAUAAUGGCUACACAGACAGUAGUUGUAGAAGAAAAAAAUGAUGCGAUUGAUAGGCAAAAAGUAUGUCCAUUUUUACUAAGAGUGUUUGUUUCCUCGAAUGGUUCACAUCAUAAACCUUCAGAUUAUAGUAAGGGAAAUACUCCUCAAAAUGAACUUCAAAUUUAUACUUGGAAAGAUGCAACUUUACAUGAACUUACUCAAUUAGUGAAAGAAGUGAAUCCGGAAGCUAGAAGGAAGGGUACCAAAUUCAGCUUCGCUUUUGUAUAUCCAGACUUGAGACAACCUGUAUAUAGAAUUCGAGAAAUCGGAAAUACAAUGACGGGAGUAAAAGGACCUGACGAUUUGAAAACUUUAGGUUUACUAAGGUUGAACAUUGGGGAUUACCUAGAUAUAGCUAUAACAGCUCCAGAUACUUGGAAUUCGGGAAGAAAAGGAUACUCGAAUAAUUAUAAUAAUAGGUCAAGGCCAUAUUAAUUGUGAAAUAUGUUUCUUUUGUCAACUUUCCACUUGAUAAUUAUAAGUUUUUCUUGAGUGAUUAUAAUACAUUUUUUUUGUAUUGAUUUAUAGUGUUUAUAUAAAAAUCCUGUAUUUAUUUGAAAAUAUCGAAAAAAAGAAU